Alexandromys fortis (reed vole) is the source of this 3804-nucleotide messenger RNA. It is a transcript of the gene Rskr, whose product is annotated as ribosomal protein S6 kinase related. The transcript is spliced from 11 exons. The record is from RefSeq and is a predicted model, not a curated record. NCBI's taxonomy places the organism in Eukaryota, Metazoa, Chordata, Mammalia, Rodentia, Cricetidae. Gene Ontology annotation, biological process: protein phosphorylation. Bases 874 to 1977 code for a protein of 367 amino acids. Gene Ontology annotation, molecular function: protein serine/threonine kinase activity; ATP binding.
UGCUUUGAAGUCGUACAAUAGAUACUUCCCAGCCCUGGUACAAUACUCACCUAAAGCUGAUGGGUCUAUGUACACUGGAAGAGGCGGGGCUCCUGGGUACUACAGCAUCAGAGAGAGGAAUUGCUUAUGUAACUGGGACAGCAGAUUUAGCGGAAGGAGAGGAGGCAGAGGCUGGGGAUGGGAGCAGUGAGCUGUCGGCAGGGGCUACACACCCGGGUAUCUGCUCCUCAGAAGGUAGGGUAUGGGGCUCUUGCUGCCUAUGAAUGGAAAAUGAAUGAGGUAUGGGCCUGAGGCCAGAAAGUGCCUAGUUAAGAAGCCUGUCAGUGAUAGCCAGUGUGGGGGUCUGGGCAUAGAGGCUAUUAUGUGAAUAGCCCCACUCAGGCACAGAUUGUGUUCCUGGUUUGUCAUAGGGAAGACAGAACUGUUAUUGUCAUCAAGAUUUUGAAUUACAUUGAGGAAAUCUAGGUCACAUCACAAGGCCUGGGAAUUUUCCUUCCCUCUAGAGCAGUGGUUCUCAACCUAUGGGUUAAGACCCUUUGGGGUAGAACAGCCCUUUCCUUGAGGUCACAUUAGAUAAUCUGCAUUUCAGAUAUUUAGAUUACAACCUAUAAUAGUAGCAAUAUUACACUUAUUAAAUAGCAGUGAAAAUAAUUUUAUGGUUGGGGAUCACUAUAACAUGAGGAACUGUAUUAAGGGUUGUAGCAUUAGGAAAGUUGAACCACUGCUUUAGAGGUUAAGACUUCAGAAGGAGUACCUGUUAAGAUGGGUAGAACCUGCAGUUCCUCAUGAGCAGGCUUAGAAUAGUUCCCUUCUCAGCAGGGUGGCAACAUCCAGGGUCCCUGGGCCCGAGGCUGGAAGAGCCUCUUCUGUGGUAUGGGGGCCAUCAGGUCAGGAGUGGAAGAACUAAGGGGACUACAGAGGCAUCAGUGCCUACGUCAGGAACCCCUCCAGCCAGCCCCACUGCAACUAGAGAAGCCUCUGUCUGUGUGGCCAGUGCCUCAGUUCAUCAGCCUCUUCCUACCAGAGUUUCCUAUGAGGCCUGUUAGGGGGCAGCAGACACUGCAGAUUUUAGGUCUUGUGGCUAAAGGGUCUUUUGGAACUGUCCUGAAAGUGCUAGAUUGUGCCCAAAAAGCUGUAUUUGCAGUGAAGGUGGUGCCCAAAGUAAAAGUCCUACAGCAGGAUACCCUGAGGCAGUGCAAAGAAGAGGUUAGCAUCCAGCGACAGAUCAACCAUCCUUUUGUACACAGCUUGGGGGACAGCUGGCAGGGGAAGCGACACCUCUUCAUUAUGUGUAGCUACUGCAGUAUGGAUCUCUACUCCCUGUGGUCUGCUGUUGGUGGUUUUCCAGAGGCUUCUAUCCGUCUCUUUGCUGCUGAACUGGUCCUUGUGCUGUGCUAUCUCCAUGACUUGGGUAUCAUUCAUCGGGAUGUAAAGAUGGAGAAUAUCCUUCUGGAUGAGCGAGGCCACCUGAAACUGACAGACUUUGGUCUGUCUCGUCGCCUAUCCCAGGGAGCACGAGCCUACACUAUCUGUGGCACUCUUCAGUACAUGGCCCCCGAGGUCCUAAGUGGUGGGCCUUACAACCACACUGCUGACUGGUGGUCCCUGGGAGUGUUGCUUUUCUGUCUGGCAACUGGCAAGUUCCCAGUGGCUGCAGAGAGAGAUCAUGUGGCCAUGUUGGCAAGUGUGACCCACUGUAAAUCAGAGAUGCCAGCUUCUGCCACUCAGGAAUUCUCACUCCUGCUCCAUGAGCUCUUAUGCCAGAAUCCUCUGCACCGCCUACGUCAUCUGCAUCACUUCCAGGGCCACCCUUUCUUUCGGGGUGUGGCCUUUGACCCUGAGCUCCUAAAGAAGCAGCCAGUGGACCUUGUCAUGGAGACACAAAAUACCAGUCCAUUGGAGUCCAUGCCCUUCAAGGACUUUGACUGUGAUGUGGAGUCCUUGGUCCACACCAUCUCCGCUGAUUCUCUACUUUAGCUUGGGGGCCAGCUGGAAACCUGAGGCUUUUUACUACCAACUCAGUAUAACCACCUUGAAGAUCCAGUUUUUUCUUUGUUGUCCCUUACUAUUCUAUUGUAGGUAUUGGGCCAGAGUUUAGAUCUUAGGCAUUCUGCAGCUGAUAGCCAAAACUGUCCCUAAUGCUUUCCUAUCAUACAGCCCACCUCUCAAUCGCAGGCCAAGGCGGUUACCUUUAUUUCACUUCUCCAGUACUUUCCUUAAGCUGCCAAACAAAGGCUUCUUAAACUUUACCAUCUCCAUGUUUUUCUGCGAUACUUCCUUUCUUGGGCAAUAAUGACACUGUGAGAUCCCGAGGUGCUAAUUAUAUGUUUAACAAACUAGUCAGAAGCAACGUGAAUGUUUUUUACAGAUUGCAAAAACUGGCAUUUCAACACCUGAAUAAAUUUGCAGUUAAAAAUAUGACCUGCCAGGUGGUGGUAGUGCACAGCUUUAAUCCUAGCAUUUGGGAGGCAGAGGCAGGAAGAUCUCUGUGAGUUUGAGGCCAGCCUGGUAUACAGAGCAAGUUCCAUGACAGCCAUGGCUGUUACACAGAGGAAACCACCUCUCCAAUGAACGAUAUAGGAGUUGGAGAGAUGGCUCAGUGUUGAGAAUGAUCAUUGCUCUUGCAGAGGACUCAGUUGAGUUUUUAGCACUCAAAAUGGGGACCUCACAAGUUCCUAUAAAUCCAGCUCCAAGGAGAGCCCACACCUCUGGCUUCCUUAGAGUGAAUAUCCACAUACAUAAACAUACCCACACAGGCACAUAAAAAUAAUUUAAAAUUAAUUUUAUAUGCCAGGCAUGAUGGCACAUGCCUUUAAGUCCAGCACCCAACAAGGCAGGUAAAUCUCUGUGACUUUUGCCUGAUCUACACAGUAAGUUCCAGGACAGCCAGGCUGCAUACUGAAACCCUAUCUCAAGAAAAAGGGCAAAAUGGUCCAGUGGGUAAGGGACUUGGUGUGAAGCUAAGACUCCCAUGGGAGAAGGAAAGACACAACAUGUAUGCAAUCCCCCAAAGAAAUAAAUAAAUAGAUGAAUGUAUCUGGGCGGUGGUGGCGCGGGCCUUUAAUCCCAGCACUCGGGAGGCAGAGACAGGCAGAUCUCUGUGAGUUUGAAGCCAUCCUGGUCUACAAGAGUGAGUUCCAGGACAGCUAGGGCUGUUACACAGAGAAACCCUGUCUUUAAAAAGCAAAAAAAUAAAUAAAAAUAAAUUAAAAGUUUAAAAAAAAGGCUGGAGAGAUGGCUCAGAGGUUAAAAGCACUGACUGUUUUUUCAGAGGUCCUGAGAGAGGUCCUGAGUUCAAUUCCAGCAACCAUAUGGUGGCUCAACCAUCUGUAAUGAGAUCUGGUGCUCUCUUCUGGCCUACAACAUACAUGCAGACAGAACACUGUAUGCAUAAUUAAUAAAUAAGUCUUUUUAAACAAAGAAAAUGUGAUCUGGAAGCUACUCUUCAAUAAAUACAAUUUUUAAAAACUAGAAAGUGAAUCUAACAGUUGCCUAAUGUGAGGAAUAAAAUAGAAACUUCAGCAUGGGUGGACUAUGUCUUCUCUAGAAUAACAUGAGAGCCUCCUAAAUCUAUUCCAAAACAAAGCUUCCUAAAAGGACACAAACAUUAUUAAACUGAUCAUUUUUUCACACAGUCCAAGGUUCAGAGUUUGUUGUUGAGUUUUUUUGUUUGUUUGUUUCCCCUUUUGACCUGGACCAGCAGAGAACCAGGGAUUCAGAAAGUAAAGGAGGAAAGUUUGGGAUCAGGUCUUACACAAACUGGGCCUCAAGCCACACCAAGCGAGCUUAUUAAGGACAGCAUCU